Mollisia scopiformis is the source of this 4706-nucleotide messenger RNA. Its product is annotated as putative Bud site selection protein BUD4. Gene Ontology annotation, molecular function: GTP binding. The transcript is spliced from 5 exons. The record is from RefSeq and is a predicted model, not a curated record. Lineage: Eukaryota; Fungi; Ascomycota; Leotiomycetes; Helotiales; Mollisiaceae. Bases 1 to 4326 code for a protein of 1441 amino acids.
AUGGCGACCUCGUCCCCGUCUGCACCGGUUCACCCUCUGCGCAUCCAAAAAGGAACACCAUCCACAUCACCUACAAAGAUGACAGGUUCCUCUCUUCCGCGUCCGCUUUCAGAGCUUGCUCCUACAGAGAAGAGGAGAAACUCUCCAAGCUACAAUCAAGCCACAAAGAAGAUGGUUCUUAAUCAGGACUCGUCUCCAUUCCAGUCGUCUCCCUUUAAUGCUUCUGAAGGCAAUUCGUCGCCACGACUAUUCUGGAACGGUCGCUCUCCCACUACGCCGAAUCGGAUCAACACAGAGAAUCUCUUCGCCGGAAGAGAAUCAUCACCAUCACCGACGCGCCGUUCUUCAAUCGAACGACUACAGAAGGCAUCCCGAGUAAAGAAUAGCAAUAUGUUUGCGAGGGAACAAAAGCAAGAGUAUGAUCCAGCGUCAGUACCAGUCAUCGAGCGUCCUUUGGCAAAGCAACUACAAGGAAAUGCAUAUGGUGGAGCUGGACUGGAUGGUCUUCGAUCCGCAGAGCGUGGUCGUGGUUUCGGACACCAGAGGAACGAUAGCAAGAGCAGCAUUCCUUUAUACAGUUCACUGUACAGCCCCAACAAAACACCUCUAAAGGCUAGCGCCAACGCACUCCACUCCCCUAGCAAAGACCAGAUAUCUCCCACGAAGUCGUCUUUAGCUUCAGGACGAUUCAAUGGAAAAUCUAGCUUCGACUCAGAGAACGGAACCUGGUCUGAUGAAGUCUCCGGGGAUGAGCGUCAACUCCCACCUGGCAGAAUUCUCCACAGACAUGCCAAGAGUGUCACAUUCGACGCAGCACCCCCACAGGUCAAUGAGUACGAGAUGGCUACACCAGACAUGUCCUCAGUUGGUACGGGAUCACGAGAGAACAGUUAUGAUUCGGGAGAGGAUGAAGACGAAGAUAGCUACAACCGAGGAGACUCUAUUGAGCAAGAUGACAGCUUCGACGCAUCUCUGGAAGAUACAGACAAAACUCCUGUGGUUGGACCGGACGAUUGGCGACAUGCUAGUCCCGGUGCACACGAUACUGGCAUUGUCUCCGGUAGAUUUGAAGACCCAUUUGAAGGUCCAGAAGGCAGCCCAAUGCCAGACGCUAGACCCUCUUCUUCUCUAGGACGACCAACCGCUAGUCGAACGGACUCGUUGAACUCCAACGGCGAGCAUCGACCUCUGCCACCUCUACCAGGCAUGGAUAACCACAAGCGAAGUGGUUCGACUUCUUCUACUGGUCUCUCAGCAGCUGCAGAGCGCGCUACUCAGAGAGGUCUUCCCUCUCCACCCGCCCCAGCGUCUAUCAGCAAGUCUGAAAUUCAAGGAAUGAGCGGUGGUAAGAUGACUCUGGAGGAGAGACUUCGCUUGAUGAUGAUUCAAGAUGAGGAGAAGCCCAAGACGGAGGCAGAGAAACAACGUGAGCGUCGCAUGAGGCGUGCUGGUGCUCGCGAACGCAGCAGUCAAACUCCAGAACGUGACCCGAUUCAUAUUCAUGAAGAUGAAGACACUCUAGACGACCUUCCAGGGUUGGGUACAUAUCAAUUGCCACCCCGAAUUUCUCGAGAGUCAAUCUUACGAAAAGUCAACGGCCAGGAAGCUUACACCAGAGAAUCUGACUACAAUUUCUCUUCUCCAAUGCCGAGUUCCAGCCCCGAGCGUCCUACGCCUCUUGAUCCCGACACUCCCAUUCCCUCGACAGAAGAUCAAUCAAUGAUUGAUAACGAGGAUAGCGUCAUUAUCAAGCGGGAACCAGAGGACGAGGAAUCGGACGUCGAUGUAUACUCGAUCCCUGAGAUGUACCAGCGCACGGAAUCACGUAUGGAUGACUACAACGAGAAUGAUGAGAAUCUAGUUGAGGAGUUGGAGAGCCAAUUUUCCGACCCUACCCUUCCCCAUCAGAGCCCCCAAAUGCAGUCGAGCAGUGCUGCAGAGGAUGAUGGACCGCCAACUCCACGACCCCAGAGCCCACAAGCCAAGGCAACCGACAUUGCUCCCGUCAAGCAGGACAAUAGAGAAUCACUGCCAGAAUUUUCGGGCUUCCUGUCGAACAACGACUUCGGUUUGAGCCUGCAAUCAUACAUGGCUCCAUCGCCACCUCCUAAAGAUGAGCAGCCAGCAAUUGACGCUCCGAAGAUGGCUCAAGCUCAUGAAUACUUGCAACGUCCGGAAACCCCUCAAGAGCGUCAAGUACCAGCAUACAAGCCAGAAUAUGAUGGCUCCGGCUGGGGGCCGGAAGAAGAGGACGAGUUCGAAGUCGGAACUCCAGAAUCUGUUAUUCGUCAUCAAGCACCACCGUCUCCGGCUCGUGAUUCGCCCAGCAUUCCCGAACAAGUCGCAACUAUCAAAUCUGCAUCUGGCUCAAAGCUGAAGACUCGACCCUCGGCUACACCUUCAGAUCUAAUUGUAAUGCGAGAAAUGAGACGCCAAGUUAGCGGUGAAACGCGAAAUAUCCCUCCAAUUCCUGAGCGACACCGCAACCGACCUUCUCUAAGUGCUGACAGAGAGCUGGAAGACCCGGAAUAUGUGAAUGCUGGUGUUGAGAGACAACCAAGCUUCAAGAGAUCCUUGACGCUGGACAUUGGUAGUGACAUUGGCCUCGGUCUUGAUCAGGACUUUGACCGAGUCAUUGAAGCCCAAAAGGUUGCGUUUGACCUAUCUUCUUCACAAUCCACCUCCUUCCACAAGAAAGGACAAGCGUCUGCCACCGACACUGUUUCUCAUUUCAAUAUAUAUGCUAACAUGACCCCCCGUAAACAGCGCGGUUAUCUCAUGAGACAAAACACAAAGCUUGUUGUUGCUAGCAGCAACGAUGGAAUGGGUGAAGAGUUUCGCGGCACAAGAUCAGCAGGUAAUUCUCCAAUCAAACAAGAUCGACCUCAAUCUUGGACUGUCGAACCUUGGAAUGGACAAAUGCGAAAGAACAGCAUCCGUGACAGAUCUGGUGCCCGAAAGAAGGCUACAACGGGACCAGUGCCUCCAAUGCCUGGUCAAGAGAGCAACGUUGCUGGAUUGGGAAUAGUCUCUGAAGAGUCUAUGGUAGAGCCUGUCCCUGAGGACGGUGGUGAGAGAGGUCGAUUAUUCGUGAAGGUCAUCGGUGUGAAAGAUCUUGAUAUGCCUCUACCGAAGAACGAACAAACCUGGUUCAGCCUCACCCUCGAUAACGGCGUCCAUUGCGUGACUACUGCUUGGCUUGAGCUUGGAAGAAAUGCUCCCAUUGGACAAGAGUUUGAGCUCGUUGUGCCCAAUGAGCUCGAGUUCCAACUAACACUGAACGCCAAACUUGUUAAGCCACCUCCCAAGCGAGUAGUUGAGUCGCCUACCAAGACUCACAAGGCUCAGAAGCCCUCAACUUUCAGUCGCGUGUUUGCAUCUCCGAAAAAGCGGAAGGAGCUUGAAAUGAGACAAAAAGAAGAAGAGCAGCGAGUUGCAGAGCAGAACCAGCGAGAUACGCAGGCCAAGAGGAUGUCCGUCCAACCAACCGCAUGGGAUCUGCUUUCUCCAUUAGCGGCUGAAGAUGGAAGCUUUGGUCGAUCCUAUGUUUGCCUCAAGGAUCAUGAGGCUCGAUGCUACGGGAGACCUUAUGUUGUUGAUGUUGCUUGCUUCAACGAAUGGGCUACUGAAGAAGCCAACCACAAGUCAAGUGUCAUGAGCAAGCGCGGGAAUACAAAUAUCCAACGACGAGCUCCAUACAAGGUUGCAAAGCUUGAGUUGCAACUUCUAUUCGUCCCAAAGCCGAGAGGUGCUACAGACGAUGACAUGCCCAAGAGCAUGAAUUCUUGCAUUCGUGAGAUGAAGGAGGCUGAAGCUGCAAAUGCCCGCAACUGGGAAGGUCACCUAAGUCAGCAAGGUGGUGACUGUCCGUACUGGCGUCGACGUUACUUCAAGCUCACAGGCAGUAAACUAACAGCUUAUCAUGAGUCAACUCGUCAACCUCGUGCUACAAUCAAUCUUGCCAAUGCUAGCAAGCUAAUUGACGAUCGCCGCACUCUAACUCAGAAGGAGACAACAGGCAAGAACGGCAAACGCCGCAAGUCCGGUUUUGCUGAAGAAGAAGAAGGCUACAUGUUUGUCGAGGAAGGUUUCCGCAUUCGCUUUAAUAACGGCGAGAUCAUCGACUUCUAUGCUGAUACGGCGAAUGAUAAGGAAGGCUGGAUGCAAGUUCUUGACGGGUGUAUCGGAAAGGAGGGCAGUGGUGCCAAGGGUGGCUGGUGUGAUCUCGUGCUCAAACGCGAGGGAAGCUUGAAGCGAAGAAACGAACAAGGCACCACCAGAAAGACUUCUCGAAACCACCAGCGAACCAAGAGCAUGGUUGUCUGAGGCGCAUGUGCCGUUACGAAUUGACGAUGAAUGAUGUCGAGAUGUUUUACGAUCGACGAUGUUAUUCUUGCUUCUCUUCUACCUCGGCUUGUCUUGGUGCGACUCUUUAUACGGAUUUGACUUCACGGUCACGAUUGCGUUCUGCCCUGGUGGCGUUUAUUUACAUGCAUAACAUCAGUCAAGGGAUGUUGUUCCUUUGUUCAAGUACAUCGGAGGUUUUUAUAGGGGAAGGAUACAAGAGACGUCAUGGGGCAGGCUGUGUCAAUAGGUGCGUUGGGGCGUAAUUACUGUUUUUGUAUUCGUGUUGCUUGUAUGGGAUGGAUUGCUGUUGUAUACAGUGUGACGAAGGAGAUAAUGAAAAGUUUAUCAACAUCACCGCG